AUGGUUCCUCAGAAACUCAAGCAUCGUGUGACCCAGCAGUCCCACUUCUGGUUGAUGGACGCCCAGAAGGACCAGAAGCAGAGAUUUGAGGCCUUUGCACACCUGUGUUCACAGCCGCGUUUGCUCAGUGGCCAGAAGAACCCAUUCCACCUACAGCUGCACUGGGCCAACCCCCUGGAGACGCUGCUGGACGUGCUGGUGUCUGUGCUGGAGGUGCACGCCUGGGAGGACGUCGGCCUGGUGCUCUGCCGUGUGUGGGACUCCGGUGGCCUUGUGGCCCUCUGGACAAGUCGGGCUGGCCGGGCCCCCAAGGUCGUGCUGGACUUGAGCCGACCGGACACAGGGGACGCAGGGUUGCAGGCCCGCCUGGCCCCGCUGGGGGUGCGGGCCGGAGGAUGUCCGCGGCCGCGCGCCGUAUGCGAAGCGGCCACAGCCCGUCGGGUGCUGGAGGCUGCGCCCCGUGGGCCCGGCUGGCUGCUGGGCACGCCGCUGCCUGCUGAGGCACUGCCCACCGAGGGCCUGCCCCCCGGGCUGCUGGCACUGGGCGAGGUGGCUCGACCCCCUCUGGAGGCCGCCAUCCAGGACGCAGUGGAGCUGGUGGCCCGGGCGCUGGGCAGUGCAGCCCGCACGCAGCCAGAGCACGCCCUCCUGCCUACUGCGGCCAGCUGCCAGGACCCGCAGCCGGGCGGGCCCAAGGCCACCAGCCGCCUCUUGGCCCGGUUCCUAGGCAACACGUCCUUCGAGGGCCGCACGGGGCCAGUGUGGGUGACCAGCUCCUCGCAGGUGCACGUGGCCCGGCACUUCCGGGUGUGGAGCCUGCGCCACGACCCGCUGGGCGCCCCGGCCUGGGCCACCCUGGGUAGCUGGCGGGACGGGCGGCUGGAGCUGGAGCCAGGGGUCGCCGCCGUGCGGCCCCCACCCCCACAGGGGGCCGGGGCCCGGGCCAAGCUGCGCGUGGUCACGCUGGACAUGGCCUUCGACUUCGAGCUCUACAUCGUGGGCGACGGCAAGUACGGCGCCCUGCGGGACGGCCGCUGGACCGGCCUGGUGGGCGACCUGCUGGCCGGCCGGGCCCACAUGGCGGUCACCAGCUUCAGCAUCAACUCGGCCCGCUCGCAGGUGGUGGACUUCAGCAGCCCCUUCUUCUCCACCAGCCUGGGCAUCAUGGUGCGGGCGCGGGACACGGCCUCGCCCCUCGGCGCCUUCACGUGGCCGCUGCACUGGUCCAUGUGGCUGGGCGUCUUCGCGGCCCUGCACCUCACGGCGCUCUUCCUCACGCUGUACGAGUGGCGCAGCCCCUACGGCCUGACGCCCCGCGGCCGCAACCGCGACACCGUCUUCUCCUACUCCUCGGCCCUCACCCUCUGCUAUGCCAUCCUGUUCGGGCGCACGGUGUCCAGCAAGACACCCAAGUGCCCCACGGGCCGUCUGCUCAUGAACCUGUGGGCCAUCUUCUGCCUGCUCGUGCUGUCCAGCUACACGGCCAACCUGGCCGCCGUCAUGGUCGGGGACAAGACUUUCGAGGAGCUGUCGGGGAUCCACGACCCUAAGCUGCACCACCCGUCCCAGGGCUUCCGCUUCGGCACCGUGCGGGAGAGCAGCGCCGAGGCCUACAUCAAGAAGAGCUUCCCCGAGAUGCACGCGCACAUGCGGCGCCACAGCGCGCCCACCACGCCCCGCGGCGUCGCCAUGCUCACGAGCGACCCCCCGAAGCUCAACGCCUUCAUCAUGGACAAGUCGCUCCUGGACUACGAGGUCUCCAUCGACGCCGACUGCAGACUGCUCACCGUGGGCAAGCCCUUCGCCAUCGAGGGCUACGGCAUCGGACUCCCCCAGAACUCGCCGCUCACCUCCAUCCUGUCGGAGUUCAUCAGCCACUACAAGUCCUCUGGCUUCAUGGACCUGCUGCAUGACAAGUGGUACAAGAUGGUGCCUUGUGGGAAGCGCGUGUUCGCUGUCACAGAGACCCUCCAGAUGGGCAUCUACCACUUCUCGGGGCUCUUUGUGUUGCUCUGCCUGGGGCUGGGCAGCGCCCUGCUCAGCUCGCUGGGUGAGCACGUCUGCUACCACUUGGCACUGCCUUGCAUCCGAAGGGCCAACAGGCUGCAGUACUGGCUGCACACGAGCCAGGUGAGGGGCGGCUGGUGGCUGGCGGGCACAGGCAGCCUGCUCACCCGACCCGACCCUGCCCAGCCUCCGUUUGGUUCACAGAGAAUCCACCGUGCCCUCAACAUGGAGCGGCCGGAUGCGCAGGAGCCCCAACCGAGGUGCGGGGCCCCGGAGUCGCUCUCACCCCGCCAGCUCCCACAACCGCCCUCGGGUCAGCCACUUAGACCUCCGCCUCCAUGUCCUUUCCCGGAGGGCUGGACUGCUUGGUCCACACCUCCCACCACCAGGGCCUCCUCAGGGACCCUGACCCGAGGGCAGAGCAGGGCCGUGGGUGAGGCGUGGCUGCUCUUUUCUCGGGGAACACUGCUCCAGUCCCAUUCAUCCUCCGUCUUCAGGGGUCCGGAGGAACAAGGGGACACGCCAGUCGCCCCCGCGGGCCCCGGAGGCUGGACACGGGUGCGACGGGCCGUGGUGAGGGAGCGUCGCGUGCGCUUUCUGCUGGAGCCAGCCGUGGCCGCUGCUGCACCCACCGGGGACACGGACGCGGAGGAGGCUGGGCCGACCGAAGACCCCGCCUGGCUCUGCUCCAACGGCCAGCCGCCCGCUACCCACGGGCUCGCGGGUGAGCUGGAGGAGCUGGAGCGGCACAUCGCUGGCGCAAGGGCGCGGCUCCGUCGAGCGCUGCGGCGGCGCGGCGAGCUCCUGACCCAGCUCCGGGGCGGAACCCGCGAUCGCCCGCUGCGCCUGCUCCAGACCUGCGCGGAAGCGGCCGCCCCGUGACGCCUCCACCAACAGCGAGGGCGGUGGCCCCGCCCC
Pteropus alecto (black flying fox) is the source of this 2925-nucleotide messenger RNA. It is a transcript of the gene GRIN3B, whose product is annotated as glutamate ionotropic receptor NMDA type subunit 3B. The record is from RefSeq and is a predicted model, not a curated record. Lineage: Eukaryota; Metazoa; Chordata; Mammalia; Chiroptera; Pteropodidae. Gene Ontology annotation, molecular function: transmitter-gated monoatomic ion channel activity involved in regulation of postsynaptic membrane potential; NMDA glutamate receptor activity. Gene Ontology annotation, biological process: monoatomic ion transport; modulation of chemical synaptic transmission; ionotropic glutamate receptor signaling pathway. Gene Ontology annotation, cellular component: postsynaptic membrane; plasma membrane.